UAGAGUUAUUUUACAACCACCCAAACAAGUGUACACAGAACAAUCAGAACCCUCAGGUCUAAUCCAUUUAGUCAAAUCUAACAGUAUAUAAUGACCCGAUGGUCUGCCAGCCGAUUGAACGGCUGUGAUUCAAUGUUCUGCCGCGGCAGACCAUGGUCGCGCUACUCCCCUAGAUGACCGAUGUGAUCCGUAAUUUUAGGAUCGUCCUCAACCUGCCUCCCCUCGAAUGCGCACAGAUUUGCUCCAUCCCCAACCUCCCCGGCACCCUACCGCCUCCUCCCCUCAUCGCCGCCCCUCGCCAGCCGUCCGUCCUGCACUCAGACUCUCGCUACCGACCCUGUCUGGUCUACCCGCAGACCCGUCACUCCCUCCUCGCCGUCCUUCAGUUCUGCCCCUGCCGCCCCUCUCUCUUGCAGCGGAGCAGAAGCGGAAGCGCCGGGAGAAGAUCAACCGACGAUUCAUUGAGCUAUCCACCAUCAUCCCCGGCCUCAAGAAGUACGUCAAGCAGUAGCAGGAAAAUCUCAAGGCACUCGAGGACGCAACCUCUAGAGCAUCCAGUCCAUGGUGCUCAUCAGGAAAUUGUGCACAGCCGCGCCGGAAGACGUCGGCGGCUGCUGCCCGUCAUCGUCUGCAGCGGCCGUAGCUGGAAGCACGAUGCCAACGACCGGGAAAGUGCUGCUGGAGGUCGAGCUCCCCUCUUAUUGUUUCCCACAUCCCCUUUCUUUCAAAAUUCUGAACCCAAAGAUACACAUCCACCAACGUUGCGCUCGGUCAUGAAUAUUACAUCCUUGCACACCUGCAUCAACAAGAUGUCUAUAAUAUCUACCUGCAUGCUUAGGCUAGCGCUUGUGUACGCCCAUGUUGCCAUAUGCUUCCAAUCGGUUCAGAAGAAAUCUAUCUUAUAUGUGCAUACCUGUCAGAAAGCAUAAAGCACUCUGGUGAAUCACUUUGGGAUUUCAUGGUUGUGCCAAAAAUUGGUACCAGAUCACAGGUCGUUCGUCCGUGAUUUUCCAAAAGCAAGUACAAGAUCAUGGUGUUACUGAAGUGGGAAGAUAAUUGAUCUAUAACCCAGUUGUGCGUCAACCCUGCGUCAAUGGUGUUUCCAACGAUCAACUAUCCCCAUCUUUUUACCUCAAAAAAAAACUAUCCCCCUCUUUUGUAGUAUUGACAAAAACCGUGCCAAUGUUGCUAUAGUUUCAUCACCAAAAAAGAGAAUGCAGUUUUGUUAAAUUAAUUUGUGUAAUAAUAUGUUCAUUACUGAUCCUGAACAAGGAGUAGACGGAUUAUAGUUUCUAAAGC
Molecule: messenger RNA, 1299 nt
Organism: Triticum urartu
Lineage: Eukaryota; Viridiplantae; Streptophyta; Magnoliopsida; Poales; Poaceae
Source: RefSeq, a predicted model, not a curated record